Messenger RNA from Carcharodon carcharias (great white shark), 843 nucleotides. Its product is annotated as cell wall protein DAN4-like. The annotation marks the transcript as partial. The transcript is spliced from 3 exons. The record is from RefSeq and is a predicted model, not a curated record. Lineage: Eukaryota; Metazoa; Chordata; Chondrichthyes; Lamniformes; Lamnidae.
ACAAGUACCACAGAAACCAGUGCAACCACCUCAACAAGUACCACAAAAACCAGUGAAACCACCUCAACAAGUACUACUGAAACCACUGAACCCACUUCAACAAGUAUCACCGAAACCACUGAACCCACCACAACAAGCACCACAAAAUCCAGUGAACCCACUUCAACAAGUACUACAGAAACCAGUGGAAGUACCUCAUCAAGCACCACCAAAACCAGUGAACCCACUUCAACAAGUACCACAGAAACCAGUGCAACCACCUCAACAUCCACCACAGAAACCAGUGAACCCAAUUCAACAAUUACCACAGAAACCAGUGCAACCACCUCAACAAGUACCACAAAAACCAGUGAAACCACCUCAACAAGUACCACUGAAACCACUGAACCCACCUCAACAAGUAUCACCGAAACCACUGAACCCACCUCAACAAGCACCACAAAAACCAAUGAACCCACUUCAACAAGUACCACAGAAACCAGUGGAAGUACCUCAACAAGCACCACCAAAACCAGUGAACUCACUUCAACAGUACCAUGGAAAGCACUGAGCCCACCUCAACAAACACCACAAGAAACACAGAUCCCACUUCAACAAGUACCACAGAAAACGGUGGAAGCACCACAACAAGCACCACCGAAACCAGUGAAACCAUCUCAACAGGUACCACGGAAAGCACUGAGCCCACCUCAACAAACACCACAAGAAACACAGAUCCCACUUCAACAAGUACCACAGAAACCCGUGGAAGCACCACAACAAGCACCACCGAAACCAGUGAAACCAUCUCAACAGGUACCACAGAACCAGUGUACACACCUCAACAAGCACAAAAACCAGUGA